AGAGAGCAGUUAUAAAGAGGCUGACUGAGCAGAGAGUGGAGGAGAAUUACAAGGUGCAGGAAAACAGCAGCACCAGACCAGACUGGGUGUCUGCUUGACUCACCACGACCUGCUCUGCACCAUGGGGAAGGACAGGCUGCCCAGCAAACCAAACAUCUUCCUCCUUCUUCUCUUCUUCCUUCCUGGAAAUACCUCUCCCAUCACAGAACCGCAGUAUAUGGUGCUGCUGCCCUUUCUGAUACACACAGAUUCUCCUGAGAAAGUCUGUGUUCAGCUAACCCACCUGAAUGAGUCUGUGACACUGAGUGCCACACUCGAGUACCAAGGGGAAAACAGGAGCUUGAUUGAUGAUGUGGUGUCAGAGAAAGACGUGUUCACCUGCAUCCCUUUCUCUCUACCAAAAUCCAAUAGCACAUCAGUGGCAUUUCUCACUGUGACAGUGAAGGGGGCCACACUGCAGUUCAAGAGCCGCAAGUCAGUGCUGGUCAAGAAUUCUGAGAGCUUGGUCUUCGUCCAGACAGACAAACCCAUCUACAAGCCCGGACAGACAGUUCUGUUUCGGAUCGUCUCUCUGGACAAAGACUUCUACCCGCUGAAUGAGAAGUUUCCACUUGUCUAUGUUCAGGAUCCCCAGAGGAACCGUGUGUACCAGUGGCAAGGGGUGGAACUAAAGACAGGUCUUACACAGCUCUCCUUCCCCCUCACCUCAGACCCCAUCCAAGGCUCCUAUAAAAUAGUCGUGCAGAAGAGCUUCUCAUCCCAUGUGGAGCACUCCUUCAGUGUGGAGGAAUAUGUGCUGCCCAAGUAUGAGGUCCUGGUGAAGUUGCCCAAGAUGAUCACUAUUAAGGACAACGAGAUUCCGGUGUCUGUCUGUGGUCUGUACACCUAUGGAAAACCUGUUCCUGGUUUGGUGAAAGUCCAAGUGUGCCGGAAAUUUUCCCAUUCUGCUUCAAGUUGUUAUGGAAAAGAAGCAGAAGCUGUAUGUGAAGAAUUUACUAGACAGGCAAAUGCUCGUGGGUGUGUUUCUGGUGCAGUGAAGACCAAGGUAUUUCAGCUCCAACGCAGGGGAUAUGAGAUGAGCAUUGAGGUACAAGGCAAGAUCACAGAAGAUGGCACAGGAAUAGAGAUGACUGGAACAGGCUCCUGUGGUAUCACAUCCAUCAUGAGCAAAAUCAGCUUUGACCUGCUGGACUCUCAGUAUAGACCAGGGAUCCCACUCUUUGGAAGGGUGAAGCUGGUUGAUGGCACUGGUGAUCCAAUUGCCAAUGAAACCAUCAUGAUUUCUGUGGAUGGAGACAGAUACAAGGGGAAUUACACUACAGAUGAGCAGGGACAAUCCUGGUUUUCUAUAGACACUACCACCUUCACACAAGCCUCCCUGGAAAUUCGAGCAGAUCAUAAACCUGAACUGAACUGUUAUGACAGCAACUGGAUCACACCAUCAUAUGAGCAUGCCAUGCGUAGAAUAAGUCGGUUUUACUCCCCCAGUAAGAGCUUCCUCAAAAUUGAGCCAAAGCCUGAGACUUUAAGUUGUGGCUCCCCUACAGAGGUGCAGGUGCACUAUAUCUUCACACGAGAAGCCAUAGGAGAGCAGAAGAAAAUUGCCAUUUACUAUUUGGUGAUGGCCAAGGGACGAAUUAUAUUAGCAGACACCCAUGAUCUGACUGUGAAUCCUGGAGAUGCUUAUGGGACAUUUCAGUUGACCUUCUCUGUUGAGGCAGCAAUUGCUCCCCUGGCACGGAUGCUUGUGUAUACCACUUCACCCAGUGGGGAAGUAAUCGCCAGUUCAGCAGAUUUUCAAGUUGAAAGUUGCCUCCCCAAUAAAGUGAAAUUGAGUUUUGCACCCAAGGAAGGUCUUCCUGCCUCCAAGACACACCUGCAACUCCACACCUCGCCAAGGUCCCUGUGUGCCCUCCGUGCUGUGGACAAGAGUGUUCUCCUUAUGAAGCCUGAAAAUGAGCUCUCUCUCAGCUCUGUGUAUGAUCUUCUUCCACUGAAGGAAAUUCGGGGUUAUAACUUCAAGGAGUACUACCUGGAAGAAGACAACAUAAACCCUUGUGUGUCACUUGACAAUAUGUUAUUAAAUGGAUUUGUCUACAUACCCGUAUCUCCUGAUGGUGAAGGCGAUGCCUAUGACAUUCUCAAAGAAUUGGGCUUAAAAGUCUUCACUAGCAGCAAGAUCCAUAAGCCUGAAAUCUGCCAGCAUUACCCAGGACACAUGAUGGAAAGGAGUUACAGUGGUUCUAUCACUGCAAUGAAUCUGCUUGACGCAUACGAUUAUGACAUGGUAGAAGAUCUGGAUGAUGGCAGUCAUGUGGAGACUGUUCGGAAGUACUUCCCUGAGACAUGGAUCUGGGAUAUAGUUUCAGUGAACUCUGAGGGAAAUGCUGACCUAGAUGUGACCAUCCCUGAUACCAUCACUGAGUGGAAAGCCAAUGCAUUCUGCACUUCAGCAGACACAGGCUUUGGCCUGUCCCCAACAGUGUCCUUCAGAGCCUUCCAGCCCUUCUUUGUUGAGCUCACCAUGCCCUACUCUGUAGUGCGUGGUGAGUCCUUCACGCUGAAAGCCACCGUUUUCAACUACCUGAACAGCUGCAUCAGGGUCAGUGUGUCUCUGUCUGAAUCUCCUCAUUUCCUGGCUACACCAGUAGAGAAGCAGGAAGAAUCCUACUGCGUCUGCGUGAAUGAAAGGAAAACUGUGGCUUGGGCAGUAACACCAAGAUCUCUAGGGCAGGUGGAGUUCUCGGUGAGCACUGAGGCCCUACAGAACCAGAAGCCCUGUGGGAAUGUGGUUGUGGAGACCCCAGGGAAAGGGAGGAAGGAUACGGUCAUCAGACAGCUGCUGGUGGAGCCGGAAGGGACUGAAGUGGAAACUGCAUACAACUCUGUACUCUGUGCAUCUGAAAAGUCAAUGUCAGAGUCAGUUUCCUUGGUUCUCCCAGAGACUGUGGUGGAUGGCUCAGCCAGAGCAUAUUUCUCAGUGCUAGGUGACAUCAUGAGCAAUGCCAUGCAGAACCUGCACCAGCUCCUCCAGAUGCCUUUCGGCUGUGGGGAGCAGAACAUGGUCCUGUUUGCACCCAACAUCUAUGUCCUGGACUAUCUGAACAAGACAGGGCAGCUGAGUGAAGAGGUCAAAUCCAAGGCCAUUGGAUACUUAGUGAGCGGAUAUCAAAGGCAAUUGAAGUACAAACACUGGGAUGGUUCUUAUAGCACUUUUGGGCCACGUUAUGGGCAAGUUGGAAAUACCUGGCUCACAGCCUUUGUCCUCAAGUCCUUUGCCCAGGCCCGGCCACACAUCUUCAUAGAUGAGAAGCACAUCCAGGAUGCUUUGGUCUGGCUUACUCAAAAGCAGAAGGAGAAUGGAUGUUUCCGCAGUUCUGGGACUCUCCUGAACAAUGCUAUGAAGGGUGGAGUGAAUGACGAGGUCACACUGACAGCCUACAUCACUAUUGCAUUGCUGGAGAUUCCUCUGCCUGUAACCAACUCGGUGGUGCGUAAUGCUCUGUUC
Molecule: messenger RNA, 3508 nt
Organism: Acanthisitta chloris (rifleman)
Lineage: Eukaryota; Metazoa; Chordata; Aves; Passeriformes; Acanthisittidae
Product: alpha-2-macroglobulin-like
Exons: 28
Molecular function (GO): endopeptidase inhibitor activity
Source: RefSeq, a predicted model, not a curated record